AAGUGAGACCCAAAGAGGAUUGGUAAGCUUUUUAUGUUUAUAGAAUGAUAAUAACAUGUAAUGAAAAGGAUGCCUUUUUUGAUGAUGAAUUUGAAUUGGCACAAACGAUCUUUAUGCAACAUCACCAGGAAUCACCAUUUCAUGCUGUUGGAUUUGCUUUAAUUGCCUAUGUAGAAGCCAUGCUCGGGUUUGAAUCAGAAAAGAUAAAGAUUGCACUUGAACGGAUAACGGCAGCAGAACUGUUAUCGAAACAAUUUAUCAAAAAAGUGCGGAGACGAAAUAGUUGGCAUAAAUUUAAAUUAGAAGACGACAUAAUAGAGGUUGUCUCUUUUGAUAGUAGUAGUAACAGUACCGGUGAUCAUAGUAACGGUAGUCAUCAUAGCUCGCCAACAGUAGUCAAACCAGAGAUACAGUAUGAAUUACUAGCGACCAACUGUAUGCUUAUGUCAUCAACAAUACAAUUCUUGAGAAAUAGCUGGUUAGAAUACAUGAAGGCAGCCUAUAAGCUAAGGAAAGCUUAUAAACUGUAUGAACAAAUGUUUGAAGCCUUGACAGGCCAAAAGGCAUCUGAAUAUGCAUCAUACAUACGCAAAUACAAAUAUACCGAUAAUAGAAAAAAAAAGAGACCUAUAUCAGCCAUUGAUUGUAUCGAUGAGGAUUUUGUCAUUAUUGAGAAUGCAAUAGAAAGUGGCAUCUUUUUUGGUAUCGGCCUAUUUAGUCUCGUAUUUUCACUAUUGCCACCCAAAAUCAACAAACUACUUAAUACCUUGGGCUUUCAAUCAUCUCGUCCAUUUGCUCUUCAUCUACUUCAAAAAUCAUUUAAAAACUUUGGCCUUUACUCUUCUCUUUCUGCGCUCUCUUUACUUGCUUAUUAUACCAACCUAUCCUUGUUUAUACACCCUCAACUGUUACCCAACUCACUCAGCUUAGAAAACGCUAGAGAAAUACUCGACCAGAUGAAGCAUUCAUUUCCAGCCGGUAAAAUAUGGAAACUGCUUGAAGGCAAAUUAUGUAAAAUGGAAGGAAAGACGAGACGAGGGGUAGAGAUCCUAAGGGACGCCAGGCGUAGAGAGAGUGUGCGCACCGACCUAUCGACAGGUCGACCUGUCCAAUCUCAAAAGAAAAAUGUUUGUGAGUUAGCUCAACUACAAGCGUUGGCUGUGUAUGAAAUGGGAUGGGGGCAAAUCUUUUUAGGUGAUUAUUUUCAAGCAUCCGAGACAUUUUUCCGUUUGGAAAGUAUGAAUAACUGGUCGAGGGCCUUUUAUCACUACAUUGCGACCUGUUGUAUGUUUGCUGAUGAGGAGUACGAAAAAUCUGCUCUUGAAUUUAUGCAGAUACCGACGAUUCUGAGACGAAAGAGACAGCUGGGCGGAAAGUUACUUCCUAAUGAAAUCUUUGCUGAACGAAAGAUCAAGCAGUGGAAAUCUAGGUGUGUCAAGGGGAAACAUGAUGUCAAUCUGGAUGAUAUCGUCCUUGAUGGUUCCAGCCUGAAGCGAGCCGUGAUCGUGAAUCCACUGUGGGAGCUCGUCUACCUCUGGAACGGGUUCUCGCAGCUGACACCCAAUAUGCUUUGUGCCAUGAGGGGUGCGAUAGAGAACACACUAGAGACUCUGACAAAAGAAGAGAUCGGACCGGACUGUUGUCAGCUUUACUUGCUGCUGGGUGUGAACGUGCGAGAGUUGGGCCAUCAUGAUCUUGCCGAGACUUAUUUACGACAAGCGAUACGAUCAGAGGAUGGAACCAGUGAAGAUAAAUGGGUUCUACCUCAUGUUUAUUACGAAAUGGCUGCUUUGAAAUGCUUUAAACUAUUAGAAACAAAAGAAAAGAAGGCGAAAAAGAGAUUGUUGAAGGAAGCUCAGAAUUGGAUUCAAAAGUGUGAAAAGCAAUUAGCUCAUCGAUACAAUGUAGACAGCAGUAGUUUGAAUGAUUCGAUCACAUCGGAUAAUACGGGUGAUACAGAUUGGGAUAGUCGACUACACGUUAGAUGUCAACUGCUAAUUGAAAAAUUGGAUGAUUUCAGGUCAUGAACCUUUGUAAAUAAACCUUUUAUUUUUACAAAUAGAACUAAAAACCUUGUACACAUCGUCGGUAGAAUAAAUUACCCCCUUCCCCCCUUUUUGUUAUGCAGAAAAAGAAAAAAAAAGGUUGGUUUAUGGGUUCCACAGAAAGAGAGCAUUUAAAGUUUAUUUCGCUCUCACUCCUUUUUGCGG
Molecule: messenger RNA, 2210 nt
Organism: Rhizopus microsporus ATCC 52813
Lineage: Eukaryota; Fungi; Mucoromycota; Mucoromycetes; Mucorales; Rhizopodaceae
Exons: 3
Coding region: 45-2027 (660 amino acids)
Cellular component (GO): mitochondrial outer membrane; nucleus; cytosol
Molecular function (GO): protein binding
Source: RefSeq, a predicted model, not a curated record